UCCCGUAUUUUGGGUCUCAUUGGCGAGGAGCGAGAUUGUUCGUCUUCGUUGGAGUUUCGAAUUUUGAGUGGUUUUUGAAGGAAAAAAAUUGAAUUUUUAGCUCUGAAGUUUGAAUCUUAUCAAUGGAUGCAAAUUUGGAGCCAAUCCUUCAGGAAGGGAAGCUAAUUCGGCAGGUCAACGCCUUGAUCGUUGCUCAUCUUCGUGACAACAGUCUCAAUCAGGCUGCGAGUGCGGUGGCUUUGGCUACAAUGACACCAUUGAACACUGAAGCCCCUCCAAACAGGCUUCUUGAACUCGUUGCAAAGGGCCUUUCAGUGGAGAGAGAUGAAGUCGCAAAGGGCACACCUGCUUCUGGACUCUUUGCUGGAGCUGUUGCUGCAGGCCAUGCCUCAGUGCCCGUUCCUACUAAUGUUAUAGAUUUCAGUGAGACACAAGACAUGAAAGGGUCGUCUAAGAGUUUUCCAAAGCAUGAAAGCAGACAUGUUUCAGAACACAAGAAUGUUGCCAGGUGUGCAAGAUUUAGUCCUGAUGGGCGGUUCAUUGCAACUGGAAGUACAGACACAUCGAUCAAGUUAUUUGAGGUUUUAAAAAUAAAACAAAUGAUGCUUGCCGAUGCCAGGGAUGGGCCUGUGCGACCUGUGAUUAGGACAUUUUAUGAUCAUUCACAGCCAAUUAAUGAUUUGGAUUUCCACCCUCAAAGUCCUAUUCUGAUUUCUGGAGCAAAGGACUGUACGAUCAAGUUUUUUGAUUAUUCAAAGUCUGUUGCAAGGCGGGCUUAUAGAGUUAUUCAGGAUACCCAUAAUGUACGGUCUGUAUCUUUUCAUCCUUCUGGGGAGUUCCUCUUGGCAGGGACUGAUCAUCCUAUUCCUCAUUUGUAUGAUGUAAACACUUUCCAGUGUUACCUAUCAGCUAAUGCGCAAGAGCUGAAUGCUAAAGCUGCCAUCAACCAGGUACGAUAUUCAUGUACUGGCGGUGUGUAUGUGACAGCAUCAAAAGAUGGUUCUAUUCGUAUAUGGGAUGGGGCAACCGCACAGUGUGUCCGACCCAUCAUUGGGGCACAUGGUUUGAAUGAGGCCACCAGUGCUUGUUUUACCAAGGAUCAGAGGUUUGUUCUUUCAUGUGGAAAAGAUUCUACUGUGAAGUUGUGGGAAGUCGGCACUGGAAGACUAGUUAAGCAA
Messenger RNA from Dioscorea cayenensis subsp. rotundata (Guinea yam), 1178 nucleotides. RefSeq names its product cleavage stimulation factor subunit 50. Gene Ontology annotation, cellular component: mRNA cleavage stimulating factor complex. The record is from RefSeq and is a predicted model, not a curated record. Gene Ontology annotation, molecular function: protein binding; RNA binding. NCBI's taxonomy places the organism in Eukaryota, Viridiplantae, Streptophyta, Magnoliopsida, Dioscoreales, Dioscoreaceae. The transcript is spliced from 13 exons. Gene Ontology annotation, biological process: mRNA 3'-end processing. The annotation marks the transcript as partial.